Molecule: messenger RNA, 1183 nt
Organism: Erpetoichthys calabaricus (reedfish)
Lineage: Eukaryota; Metazoa; Chordata; Cladistia; Polypteriformes; Polypteridae
Product: olfactory receptor 52L1-like
Exons: 1
Coding region: 1-948 (315 amino acids)
Biological process (GO): G protein-coupled receptor signaling pathway
Cellular component (GO): membrane
Molecular function (GO): olfactory receptor activity; G protein-coupled receptor activity
Source: RefSeq, a predicted model, not a curated record
AUGCAAAAUUCAUCCUUCGGUACUUACUUUUUACUGUCUGCUUAUGGAAAUAUAAUUAACUCAAACUAUUUAUAUUUCUCCAUUGUAUUAAUCCUAUACCUACUAGUUAUUACCCUCAAUCUAAUAUUUAUCUCAGUAGUGUAUUUAGAGAGAACUCUUCAUAAACCAAUGUACAUUUUUAUGUGUAAUUUGUCAGCUAAUGAGUUAUAUGGCAGCACUGCAUUAUACCCCUUUCUCUUAAAUAAUUUGUUAUCAGAUUCUCACGACAUUUCUCGAAUUAGCUGCCUAAUACAGGUUUUUCUUAUACACUUGUAUGGAUCUUUGGAAUUUACCAUUCUAACAGUAAUGAGUUAUGACAGGUAUGUGUCAAUAUGUUAUCCAUUACAGUAUCCAGUCAUUAUGUCUCCUUUCAAAAUUGGCCUACUGAUUGUGUUAAUAUGGGUGUUCAAUAUCUUUAAAGUAAGCAUAACUUUGGUGUUAACUGCUGGGUUACCACUGUGUGGAAAUAUCAUAGAAAAAGUAUAUUGUGAUAAUUUUUCAGUAGUUAAACUAGCAUGCAAUGAUAUCACCAGUUUAAAUAUUUAUUUACUUACAAAUAUAGCAACUACAGUUUGCAUACAAUGUUUUCUGAUUAUUUGGUCAUAUGUAAGAAUUCUCCAAGUAUGUCUUAAAUUCGGCAAGGAGUCUCAAGCAAAAGCUGUAGCAACCUGCACUCCACAAUUAAUAAUAAUAAUCAAUUAUGGAAUUGCCUGCUCUUUUGAGACAAUUCAGAGUCGAUUCAACAUGAAACAUAUACCAAUUGUGGUACGCAUAAUACUGUCAGUUUACUUUCUAGUACUUCCUCCCUUACUAAAUCCAGUUAUUUAUGGAGUAAAAAAUCAACAAAUAAAGAUGACUGUUAAAAAAAUAUUUCUCACAAAAAUAAAAGGAAAUCAGAUUUAUGGAUAAAAAGUAUCUGAGCUAGUUUGAAAAGUCAGGCUAAAGAAGCUCCAACCUGUUAUGGAUAUAAAGAAAUUUCAAGCAAAAAAAACACAAAACCUUUGGACUAGUGUGCUUCUGUGAUAUUAAAAUUAGCUUCAUUACUUUUCAUUACUGUUUGCUUAAAGAUAGCAGAAUUUGAAUCCUGUGCAUGGAUUUAUAUUGUUUGAGAGUGUAGCAGAGAUCUGAAGUUAUCUCACAAGUU